Macrosiphum euphorbiae (potato aphid) is the source of this 1065-nucleotide messenger RNA. The record is from the annotation of a GenBank genome assembly. Lineage: Eukaryota; Metazoa; Arthropoda; Insecta; Hemiptera; Aphididae.
AUGUUCUGCUUGACUGCGAUUCGUGCGUGUAGGCCGUGGCCGUCAGUCGUCGCGGCCGUGACCAAACGUCAAGGCCUGAACACACGGAGCUCGCCUGCCUUGGCCGCGGCCCAAGCGCAGAGCGGCAUCAAAAAGCGCACCCAACGCCGGAAGCCGGCAGUCGUGGAAGACACGGGUCAGCGACAGGGCUUUUGGUGCGUGUCGGCGUUCUCGACUGCCGAAGAGUUUCGCCUGGAACAACUGUCGGCGGCGCUGUCCAAGACGAACAUGUACGAGCCCACGUGCCUGUACAGCGGUUCCGACGAUAGCGCAGAAACUGCGCCGGCGGACGUCAUUCACGCCGUGUCCAAGUUCCACGUGACCAACGAGCCCAGGCAUUUGUAUUUCUUCCGCGAGGGCUCGGUGGUCGGAUGGAACGUGUCCGACCUCGAGGUCAGCAGCCUAAUCAACUUCCUCGCCGAACACGAGAUCGGGUCCUACGACGACCACAUCGUCAUGGGCGAGAGAGAAGUCAUGUAUUACGCUUACACGAACGACAAAAAGAGUUCAAUCCAAAAGGGAAAUUUUCAUCUGAUCGGCGACGACGUGACGGCGUCUGACUUGGACCGGUACACGUUCUCCAACGCGAUGGCGCACAGCGUCAAGCUGGGCACGUGGGAAGCGCUGCUUGAAGAGUACAUAGAUUCCGUGGAGGUCGUAACACAAGAUCUGCAAAACGGAUUGCCCAUCCGGAUCACCAGGAAAGAAGUCAUGAAGAAAACCGGUGAACUGUUCGGACUGAGACACAGGAUUAACUUAAGUUCGGAUCUCCUCGAUUUGCCAGACUUUUACUGGGAACGAGAACACUUAGAAACGUUUUACCGUUCUACCUGUAACUAUUUCAGCAUAUCCACACGACUUAAGACCAUGAAUACCAAAAUAAACCAUUGCCUAGAACUUGUAGAGCUCCUGUCACACCAUUUGAGCGACAAACAUCACAUCAGACUAGAAUGGAUGAUCAUCGUGUUGAUUAUGGUUGAGGUCGGCUUCGAAAUCAUUCACUAUGCUCAAUUGUUCAUCAAAUGA